CUAACCGAUUGACAUAACCAGCUCUCUAAAAACUGAACAUACCCAAAACAUAACCGAUACCCAAUCGCUUCGCCUAACGGAACACGCGCUUUGUAUCUGUGUAUCAACCGAAUAUUUGUGCCUGUGUGAACAUGAGGACACACUAAACAAAAAGUGACAAAAAUCGAUAACUUUUAACUAAAACUCUUAAAAACUAAAAACAAAAAGCCAGUAAAAUGCAUUCCGUGGAAGACAUGUUGGUGGAGAAAAACUACAGCAAGUGCCCGCUGAAAAAGCGCCCGGUUAAUUACCAAUUCGAGGCGCCACAAAAUCACAAUAAUACCCCGAAUGAACCGCAGGAUCUGUGCGUGAAGAAAAUGGAAAUCUUGGAAGAUAAUCCCUCCGAGGAGCUGAUCAAUGUCAGCGAUUGCUGUGAGGACGAGGGUGUAGAUGUUGAUCACACCGAUGAUGAACAUAUCGAAGAGGAGGAUGAGGACAUCGACGUCGAUGUGGAUUCCGAUCCUAACCAGACACAGGCAGCGGCUCUGGCUGCUGCAGCUGCCGUGGCCGCCGCUGCUGCCGCCUCCGUGGUAGUACCCACACCCACUUACCCUAAAUAUCCCUGGAACUUUCACAUGUCCCCGUACACCGCCGAAUUCUACAGGACCAUCAACCAGCCCGGUCAUCAAAUUUCACCACUCCGUGGCGAUAUCAUUGCACCCAGUUCGCCGAGUGAUUCGCUGGGUUCCCUGUCGCCGCCACCACACCACUAUCUUCAUGGCCGCGCAAGCUCCGUUUCUCCGCCAAUGCGAUCGGAAAUCAUCCACAGACCCAUUGGCGUACGCCAGCACCGUUUCCUGCCCUAUCCACCCAUGGCCGGCUAUCCCAAUCUCGGUGGAUAUACCCAUCAUCAUCAUGCUCCGAUUUCGCCGGCCUACUCGGAGAGCUCCUACUACUCCAUGCGCUCGAUGACACCGGAAUCCAGCUGCAGUUCCUCGCUUCCGGAAGACUUAUCCCUUAAGCACAAGAACCUGAAUGUGAAGACUAGCCAGCCCGCAGAACUGGUGGCAGCGAAGGCAGGGGAAAUCUCGACAAGCCCGAUCGCCUCUGCCAAAAAGGACAAGAGCCAGCCACCGCGUUACCAAUGUCCGGAUUGCCAGAAAUCAUACUCCACCUUCUCGGGGCUGACCAAGCACCAGCAGUUCCAUUGUCCCGCCGCUGAGGGCAACCAGGUGAAGAAGUCCUUCAGCUGUAAGGAUUGCGACAAGACCUAUGUUUCUUUGGGAGCUCUGAAGAUGCACAUUCGCACCCAUACGCUGCCCUGCAAGUGCAAUCUGUGCGGAAAGGCCUUCUCCCGACCAUGGCUCCUGCAAGGACACAUUCGCACCCAUACGGGCGAGAAACCCUUCAGCUGCCAGCAUUGCCACCGGGCCUUUGCUGAUCGCUCGAAUCUGCGAGCCCAUCUGCAGACCCACUCGGACAUCAAGAAGUACUCCUGCACCAGUUGCUCGAAAACCUUUUCGAGGAUGUCCCUCCUAACCAAACACUCAGAGGGCGGCUGUCCUGGAGGCAACGCCGGAUCCUCCAGCAGUGAACUCAACUACGCCGGCUAUGCCGAGCCCUAAGGCGAUCUUAGAUAGGCUGUAUAUAUAUAGCUGAGAUCCCAGCCAUGUUCCACCAAAAAUUAGUUCCUAGCUCUCUUAGGCGGCUCCAAGUUCCCGAAACUCCCAGUGCAGACACACAACUUCAAGCAGAAUUUCACUUAUUUUUAUUUUCUAGUCAGCAUUUUCUCUUCGCAAAGAAUGAGAAAAUUAAAAAUUACAUUUUAAUUUGUAUCCCCCCACAAAGUACUUUUGUAACACUCCCAAAAUUUGUAUAAUUUGAUCCAUACUAGAUUGUGUGCCCAUUAUCCUAAAGAUGAACUUUGUAAAGUAUUCUACGAUUUAUCCUGUACAUAAUGUAUUAUGUCUAACUGUAGACUCUAAGCUGAACAAAUGAAACGCCAGACAAUCGUAUGCAAGACAUAAAACAUCUCUCUAUUUUUAUAUAUAUAUAUAUACUAUAUAGUAUUUUUAGCCUAGCUUUAGAUCGUAUAAUAUUUUUGAUAUGACCACUACUUUUUCGCAUAUACAUUGAAAAUGUUCUACUUUAGGCUAAGUCAGGUUAAGCGGACAACACAUAUUUUGAUACGAAAAUGUUUUGUAAUUCUAAGUAAUUUAUUGCAUCAAGCGCAGAAAGAGGAAAAUACAUUUUAUUUACAUAC
This is a messenger RNA of Drosophila eugracilis, 2242 nucleotides long. RefSeq names its product protein escargot. The transcript has a single exon. Gene Ontology annotation, molecular function: RNA polymerase II cis-regulatory region sequence-specific DNA binding; DNA-binding transcription factor activity, RNA polymerase II-specific. Gene Ontology annotation, biological process: regulation of DNA-templated transcription. The coding region runs from base 216 to 1604 and encodes 462 amino acids. The record is from RefSeq and is a predicted model, not a curated record. NCBI's taxonomy places the organism in Eukaryota, Metazoa, Arthropoda, Insecta, Diptera, Drosophilidae.